This is a messenger RNA of Schistocerca serialis cubense, 1023 nucleotides long. RefSeq lists its product as uncharacterized. Gene Ontology annotation, biological process: phospholipid metabolic process; arachidonate secretion. The record is from RefSeq and is a predicted model, not a curated record. NCBI's taxonomy places the organism in Eukaryota, Metazoa, Arthropoda, Insecta, Orthoptera, Acrididae. The coding region runs from base 13 to 870 and encodes 285 amino acids. The transcript is spliced from 7 exons.
CCGGCCGGCGGCAUGGCGCGCGCUCUCCGACUCACGCUGACGUGCGGCGCCCUGGCGGCGGCGGUGCUGGUGUUGUGGCGCGGCCCGGGGGCGGCCGCCUCCUCGCCGUGGCGGCCCGUCGCAGGUCUGCUGUCCGGCGUGGCGGGGGCGGCGGACAGCGGCGCGGAGGCGGCGCUGGGCGUCGUGGGCGGCGUCGGCCGCGGCCUCGCCGGCGGAGUCGGUGAAGUCCAAGGAGUUGGAAGGAAGUUAGUGAAAGGAGCUACGUGGGUGGCGGGCGCGGUGUCUGGAGAGACGGCGGGCCGCUUCCUGGAGCUGGUGGGCCUCAACAGCACGUGCGCGGGGGAGGCGGAGGCCGGCUGCCGGCGCGUCGUCGACGAGCUGGUCACUGAGUACCUGGACGUCGACGACGUGUCGCUCACUCCACAGGGCAUCUACGAGGCGCUCAAGAAGCGCAUCGUCGUGCACCCUGGCACAAAGUGGUGCGGCGCGGGCAACGUGGCCCGCAGCCAGCAGGACUCGGGCGUGCUGGCGGCGACGGACGCGUGCUGCCGCCGCCACGACGGCUGCCCGGAGAACCUCGCCGUCGGCGAGGAGCGCUACGGACUCACCAACACCUGCAGCUUCACCAGAUCCCAUUGUGAGUGCGACCGCGAAUUCUACCGCUGCCUGAAAGAUGCCAACACGCUAGUGUCCCUCAAGGUGGGCGUCAUCUACUUCAGCAUCCUGCGACCCCAGUGCUACGAGGAAACUUAUCCAGUUGCCAGAUGCAAGAGCUAUUCGCUGCUGGGCGAGACGCCGCACUGCAGCGAGUACGAACUGGACAGGAGCGGCGAGCCCCGCUGGCAGUGGCUGGACAACCCGCACUUCUGACGUCAAUACCGGUCGGCGCCAUGUUGGAACUGGAGGCCACAGCUCACCUCACCAUCUCGCAACACUGCUUCAAUCUACAGUUCCAUUACUUGCAACUCUUACUAUUGAGGUUGCUCCACAAUGCCCAAUAAACUUCUUUCUUUAUAAAGAAAA